Molecule: messenger RNA, 721 nt
Organism: Neltuma alba
Lineage: Eukaryota; Viridiplantae; Streptophyta; Magnoliopsida; Fabales; Fabaceae
Product: auxin-responsive protein SAUR77
Exons: 1
Coding region: 99-491 (130 amino acids)
Biological process (GO): response to auxin
Source: RefSeq, a predicted model, not a curated record
UUACCAUCAUUUUCUGAGUGUGUUUUAAGCCUCUCUUCUUUUUGUUCAUUCAUCUCUCUCUCUCUCUCUCUCUGAAUCUGAAUUUAACAGCCAGACCCAUGAAGAAGUUCAAUCUGAUUAUCAGAAAAUGCAGGAGUCUAUCAACGAAGCUAACAAGAUCUUCAUCAUACAGCAGCCUGAGGUCCAAAUCUGCAAAAGAAGACAAAUGGGGAAGACAAGAAGAAGCAGGAGAAGGACAAGAAUGUGAGACUAUAUAUGUUGGAAGUACGAGGAAAAGGUAUGUGAUAAGCUCGAAGUACUUGAAGCAUCCUAUAAUGAAUGCUCUAAUGGACAAGUCUAAAACAGAUCAGGAAGGAAGCCAUGGGAGAGGAAUAAUGGUGGUGAACUGUGAAGUGGUUCUGUUUGAUCAUUUAUUGUGGAUGCUUGAACAUGCAGAUCCUAAGCUUGGGUCUGAGUCAUUGGAGGAACUGGCUGAGCUCUAUGUGUAUUGAAGACAUUUGAAGAAGAAGAAGAAGAAGAAGCAGAUGCAGAUGAAAAGCCUACUGUAAUGUUUUUAGAUUGUGCUUGCAUCUUGCAAAUUGUGUAUUAAUGGCUAAGCCUCUUUCUGUUUUUUCCUUUUUUCACUUCUGAUUUUUGUUACUGUUACUGAUCUACUGCUAAAAUUAAUGCAAUAACUUCAUCCAUAAAGAUCUAAUUUUCAUGUGCUUGAUGAACACUAUGA